AUUUGUUCAUCUACGUAAUCAAUGUUUCCACCAUGCAGACAAGUUGAUGUUCAAUCUUAUUUUGGAAAAGAAAAGAAAAGAGAUUAGAACUAUCUAUCGAUCGAUCGAUAGUAAGAAUGUAGGUCUACAUGAAAACAGUCACUUGUCUUGACGAGGCUUUCCAGUUCUGCCAAUGGCACUUCCCUCUAAGAGGAUUUAUAAUAUAACGGUGGAGCAAAAACAUGGGAAGGUUAGUAAUUGCCGAGGGUUUAAUCCUUGAGCUCUGGGACCAAUGAUGGAGAUGGUGAGCUAUUUUGUGGUCAGAUUUUACCCAUUUGAAGAACAAUUGACGGCAUAUUUUGUAACAUUAUAUGACAUUUGAUGGAUAUACUGGAGAGAGAGUUAGAAGUCCAGGGGGGGGGGGGGAAAUGUUGUUCCAACUUCUGCUGUACGUUGUGUUUUUACGUUUGGCAACCACAUAAAUUCUCAUCUCUGAAAUAUACAGUACAGUUAUCUUUUCAUGAAGCCGUCUGUCUUCCAUCAGCAUUUGCAACAAAUUUGAUCACACCUGAGUUGUCAGGUGCUACAGCCACCAAAACUAAAACACAAGUGACCAACAACUCAGGCGUGACGCCAUCUGGGCAGUGUGGCGCCUGGGUGAAGGAGCCCGAGGGAGGCUAUUUCACCUCGCCCAACUACCCAGAGAAAUACCCACCCGAGAGGGAAUGUGUCUACAUUAUAGAAGCUUCUCCCCGCCAGUGCAUCGACUUGUUUUUUGAUGAAAAGUAUUCCAUUGAACCAUCGUGGGAGUGUAAGUUUGACCAUAUCGAGGUGCGUGAUGGACCGUUUGGUUUCUCGCCCAUCAUUGGACGCUACUGCGGCCAGGAGAGCCCCAUGUACGUUCGCUCCAGUGGGAGGUACUUGUACAUCAAGUUUGUGGCUGAUGGAGAGCUGGAGGCUAUUGGGUUCUCAGCCCGGUACAACUUCACACAAGAUCCUGAGUUCAAAGGUGUGGGAGAAUUGCCAGCAUUGCCAUUUUGUGAGUUUGAGCUGACUGGUCCAGAAGGCUUUGUGGAAUCUACUCAGAUAACCAGGGAGAAGCAGGCCCUGCCAACAGAAGCUGUGGACUGCAGGUGGUUUGUUCGAGCCCCACCAAAAGCUAAGAUCUACAUGCGCUUUCUGGAGUAUGAGAUGCACAACUCCAAUGAGUGCAAGCGUAAUUUUGUUGCCAUUUAUGAUGGCAACAGUUCGGUUGAGCACCUGAAGAAUAAGUUCUGCUCCACGGUUGCCAACGACAUCAUGCUAACAUCCGCUUUGGGUGUGGUAAGGCUGUGGGCAGAUGAGGGAAGCAGGAAAAGCAAAUUCAAGAUCCUCUUUACAACCUUCCUUGACCCUCCAUGUGAAGGAGACACUUUCUUUUGCCAUAGCAACAUGUGCAUCAACCACACCCUGGUCUGCAAUGGCAUCCAGAACUGUGUGUAUCCAUGGGAUGAGAAUCACUGUAAAGAGAAAAGGAAACCCAGCAUUUUGGACUCUCUGGACAACACAAACAUCACUAUCAUUGCUGUGACGUGCGGCCUGGUUGUCAUCCUGCUCAUCAUCUCUAUCAUCAUCCAGGUCAAACAGCCUCGUAAGAAGUACAUCAUCCGCAGAGAUGACUUUGACCCUGACCUCCUCCAUCCGGGGCUCGAGCCUCCUCACUAUGAGCUCUGCACUUUACGACAUGUCCCCUCAGGUGACCUGACUGAUGCCGCAAUGGGCGAGGAAUUCGAGAACUCCCACAAGCUGCGUCGAUCCUCCUCCAAAUGCAUUCGCGACCACCACUGUGGAUCACAACAUGGAAGCAUGCACGGCAGUGUCCAAGGUAGCCGCAGCAACCUGAGCUUGAGAGAGGCUACGAUCGAUCCUGAUGGUGGGGCUCUACCUCCGGGAAUGGUGAGCCAGCAGUCACCACGGCUCUCCCACCGCACGACCCCAGCCGGUCACAGGAACAUCUUAGUGAUGAAACACAGCUACUCUCAGGAUGGGGGAGCUGGGUACAGAGAGGAUGAUGAUUUGAUGAUUGAUGAUGGCCCAACUACCAGCAGGCACCACAUUCACCACCAUCAGACCCAUCACGGCAUUCCAGGGCUGGACCACACUGUUCACCGUACAUUGUCCAAUGACUUCUAAUAUGGCAAAACUACAAUGUCAUUCACAUACAGUAAAUCGACUGAAUAAAUGGAUACAACAUCAGUUAUUGAACUACAGACAGUAAAACCCUAACUUGUAAUAAUGCAAGGUUAUUUUGUGAAUUGUGCCAUCAACUCCACUCCUGUGAAUUGAAGUAUUAUUGUAAUUUGUGCUUAAGCGUGACCAUUUUUCAUUUGUCCCAAAGUGCAUCCCUUUUCUUUUAACGAUGCUCAUUAUCUAUAUAUUUCCCAACAAUAAAUAAAUCCAUAUA
Molecule: messenger RNA, 2422 nt
Organism: Phycodurus eques (leafy seadragon)
Lineage: Eukaryota; Metazoa; Chordata; Actinopteri; Syngnathiformes; Syngnathidae
Product: neuropilin and tolloid-like protein 1
Exons: 10
Coding region: 361-2151 (596 amino acids)
Molecular function (GO): protein binding
Source: RefSeq, a predicted model, not a curated record